This is a messenger RNA of Daktulosphaira vitifoliae (grape phylloxera), 1819 nucleotides long. It is a transcript of the gene S2P, whose product is annotated as membrane-bound transcription factor site-2 protease. Gene Ontology annotation, biological process: regulation of response to endoplasmic reticulum stress; membrane protein intracellular domain proteolysis. Gene Ontology annotation, cellular component: cytoplasm; membrane. NCBI's taxonomy places the organism in Eukaryota, Metazoa, Arthropoda, Insecta, Hemiptera, Phylloxeridae. The coding region runs from base 108 to 1622 and encodes 504 amino acids. Gene Ontology annotation, molecular function: metalloendopeptidase activity. The record is from RefSeq and is a predicted model, not a curated record. The transcript is spliced from 6 exons.
CACAAUAAUUUUAAAAUGUAAUAUUAUUUUUAUUACGUCCUGUUAUGUUUACAUGACAUUUUAAAAUAUAUUAUUAUAUUUUAAAAUGUUUAUAACUUAAGCAAUCUAUGCAGAUUGGUUUAAGGUCUAAAUUAUUUAUUGUUCGUAUUAAAUUAGUUUAUUGUGUAAAUACAAUAAGGUAUUAUGGACUUAUUUGGUAUUCUUAUUACCAUAGUGUUUUUUUAUGUUAUCAUUUUGUUCCUGGAUGUAACCUUCAAGGAAUAACUAUUGGGCCCUUUCAACUACAAUGGUAUACAACAUCAUUUAAUCGGAUGAUAUUGAAAAUGUCUUUUUGGAAUCCUAAAUUUCAAACUUUGUGGUUCACAUUUGGUUCUUGGGUUACUAUAUGUCUUAUAGUACCUUCCAUUUGUUUGGUUAUUGUUUCAUGUUUACAAAUAUGCAGAAGAAUGUAUUCAGAGUCAUUGACUGUGAAGUCUCAAACUAUUUUUUUAGAACCAAUUGUUCCGGGUAUUAAUUUACCAAUGUCUGAUUUUGGAUACUAUGUUAUUGCGCUAAUGUCUACAACAAUAUUUCAUGAACUUGGCCAUGCUUUAGCAGCAAUAAGAGAAGAUAUGCAUGUCGAAGGUGUUGGUAUGAUACUUGUUUUAAUACUACCUGUAGCAUAUGUGCAUUUAGAAGAUAUCACCUUGUUACCUAGUAGUAAACAACUUCGAGUAAUGUCUGCUGGUGUAUGGCAUAAUGUUUUUCAAGGAUUGAUGGCAUACAUCAUUUUAAUAUUAUUGCCUGUUAUGAUGAUACCAUUUUAUUCAAUUGGUUCUGGAGUAAUUGUUACUAAUGUAGAUCAGAGAUCUGGUGUAUAUGGUAAAGGAGGACUUCUAGAGAAUGAUGUUAUAACUCAAUUAGGAGAUUGCAAAGUAAAUGAUUAUGAAACUUGGUCAAAAUGUUUACAGUAUUCUUUGGGAAAAACACAAUCUGGAUUUUGUUUAUCAUCUGAAUUCGUUCAAGAGCAUGAUUUAACGAAACAUGUUGAGCAUAACACUGAUGGUACACUUCUCUGCUGUGAUUCAAACACAUUAUCAGAUUUAUGUUUUGAAUAUGUGGAAUCAUCAUCUAACUCUCAAGAACUACCACAUUAUUCGUGUCUUAAUGUGAGAAAAGUAAUUGAAAAUUCUUUGUCAUAUUGUGAUUAUACUAAUCAUUGUUCCUCAGCUCAUUGUUAUCGACCAUCUUUAAACAACUUAACAAAAUUAAUAGUUAUUGUACGGCAGUUAGGAAAUGAAGUAUUAUUUCUUGGACAACCUACAGAUUUGUUGUAUGUAUCUGUAACAGAGUAUGUACCUAAGACUGAUUACUUAUCAUCUAGAUUACCACAAUCCUUAGAAAAAUUGUGUAAGUAUUUAUUGAUGUUUGCUGGAGGUUUAGCUGUUAUAAAUGUUAUUCCAUGUUUUUAUUUUGAUGGUGAAAAAAUUUCAAAAGUUCUUGUAAAUACUCUGCUCAGGGAUCAUAUAGAACAUUCUAGUGUAAGAUUAGCAAUUUCUCUUUGUUUUACUUUUGUAGGUUCUUUAAUUUUGUUGAUCUACCUAUUAUUAGGAUUUUGGUCUCUUUUAGGGAUCAUUAAGUAAUUUUUAUGAGUUAUUUAAUUGAUUUUAAAAUAUAUUAAUUAAACUAAAUUUUAUUUAAUUGCUCUUAGUUGUUUAGAUAUAAUAAUGUAAUGGAUAAUCCAUAAUAAUGGAUCAAGGUAUGUUUUAACUAUAGUACUAUAAUUUUAUUCCUUUUACAACUGUAAUUAUUAUGUUGAAAUAUAAUUUAUUUGUAAAUA